ACAAGGAGAAAGCGAGGGAGGGAGUAAAAUAUUUUACUAUUAAGCUGGAAACAUACAGCGGUGUGUAUACAUCUUAUUAUUAAACACUGGACAUCCGCGUGUGCGGAAGAGCGUCUCCCCUUGAGUUUGAUCUGCGCGGUUGGAAGUGGCACUCGUGGCAUGACGACCACUAACAAGGGAAGCAAAGCCUUGAAGGUGAAAAGGGAGCCGGGGGAGAAUGGGACGAGCCUGACGGACGACGAGCUGGUGACCAUGUCGGUGCGGGAGCUGAACCAGCACCUGCGGGGCCUCUCCAAGGAGGAGAUCCUGCAGCUGAAGCAGCGGCGGCGCACGCUGAAGAACCGCGGCUACGCCGCCAGCUGCCGCGUCAAGCGCGUCACGCAGAAGGAGGAGCUGGAGAAGCAGAAGGCCGAGCUGCAGCAGGAGGUGGAGAAGCUGGCCUCCGAGAACGCCAGCAUGAAGGUGGAGCUGGACGCCCUGCGCUCCAAGUACGAGGCCCUGCAGAGCUUCGCCAGGACAGUGGCGCGCGGCCCCGUGGCCCCCGCCCGGGGCCCCAUCGCCUCCGUCAUCGGGCCCCUUAUCCCCGGCAAGGUGGCCGCCACCAGCGUCAUCACCAUAGUCAAGUCGAAGACGGACGCGCGGUCUUAGUAUCUGUCAGAGAAGGAGAGCGAGGGCGGGAGGAAGGGAGAGGGAGAGAGGGAGAGAGAGAGGACGUGUUCAGGAAGAAGUAGUCAGUGCAUCAUUACUGAGCACAGGGUUGUAUUGAUAUCAACAACCUUAACCCCCCAUCCCUGCCAGCCCCCAGAAAAUACCACUCUCUCAUUAUCCAUACCAGGGUUUGCAGUGACCGUAUUCAGAGAGGCGAAGGGUUAUUGUGUGGGUUAAAACCCUUUCUUUAUCUAUGGCCCAUCCUGAUUCAUGUGGAUGUAUGUAUUUAUUGAAUUUUUAUAGUAUUUACAUGGGUCCAAGUGUAUGUUUCUCUCUGUGGUGUCUCUGCGUGUGGUGUGUUUAAUAUUAGUCUAUGGUAUUAGUCAGUCUAGACUGUCAUGCUGUUUUCCGUCCCGUCUUGACAGGGAGAUUCUUGCACUGAAACGCGUAGCUUGGCUGGCACAGCGGCUUUCAAACAGACCCUGCUUUUGCGCACAGAUUUUUGCAGACAAGCAGAUACAGUUAAUUAGGUCUUUUUUCAUUAGCGUGAGAACAUUCUGAGAACGUUCUUUAAACAGGGGUGGGGAAUGAUUCAGAGUUUUGCAUUUUCACUGCAUUUUGUGAGAAGGGGGAGGGGCGUGGUCAUCCAAUUAAUCAUUGGUUGGUUCUUACAUACCUGUGCCUAGUGUUUUUGCACUGACCAAUCAGAUGUGUUUUUCUGGUAAUAAGACAGGUGUUGUCGCUGUUAUGAGUCUGAAGCUCAGAUUCAGAACUGAAAAGACCAGGCUAUGUGAUUGGGUAGUCCUUCUUUCUAGAAACAAACAAAACAAAGUCUUUUUUGAUUGUUGAGCUUGUGUGGAACUUUUUUUUUUUUUUUUUCUGUCCGUUUUCGUUUGUUUCCCAUGUUGAACGGUUAGCUGGUGUUCUUUGCAGAUGUUUACAAGUUGUGUUCUGCAGAAUACUGUAUUAACGUAGAAAGGCAAUAAUAUUUAUUCAUGUGAAGGAACAGUGCUAGGCCAGCAUUGGGCGUCCCUACGAAGUCAAACGUACAUCAUCGACGAGUGAAUUAAUCUUUUUGCCAUUGCUGUUGUUCCCUUCACUUUAACAGAUGUAGAGUGUUCUUAAAAGGCUGUGGACACCCGUGAAUAUUGUGUGAACAAACUGGUCAUUUUAAGCGAUGAAACUGUUUCAGUUUGUGUGUUUGAGUGAGCCAUUCGACAACGAUCGCACUUAAAGAAGUUUUUGUUCGUUUGUUAAAAAAA
This is a messenger RNA of Megalops cyprinoides (Indo-Pacific tarpon), 1910 nucleotides long. RefSeq names its product transcription factor MafG. The record is from RefSeq and is a predicted model, not a curated record. Gene Ontology annotation, molecular function: DNA-binding transcription factor activity, RNA polymerase II-specific; RNA polymerase II cis-regulatory region sequence-specific DNA binding. The transcript has 3 exons. The coding region runs from base 160 to 648 and encodes 162 amino acids. Gene Ontology annotation, cellular component: nucleus. Gene Ontology annotation, biological process: regulation of transcription by RNA polymerase II; regulation of epidermal cell differentiation. NCBI's taxonomy places the organism in Eukaryota, Metazoa, Chordata, Actinopteri, Elopiformes, Megalopidae.